This is a messenger RNA of Suncus etruscus (white-toothed pygmy shrew), 699 nucleotides long. Its product is annotated as leukocyte immunoglobulin-like receptor subfamily B member 4. Gene Ontology annotation, biological process: cytokine-mediated signaling pathway. Lineage: Eukaryota; Metazoa; Chordata; Mammalia; Eulipotyphla; Soricidae. The record is from RefSeq and is a predicted model, not a curated record. Gene Ontology annotation, molecular function: inhibitory MHC class I receptor activity.
AUGUCUGUGACCAAACUCUCCUUUUAUUCAAGAACCCUCCCCAGACCCACCCUCUGGACUGAGCCAGGCUCUUUGGUUCCUUUGGGGAGCCCUGUGACCUUCUGGUGUCUGGGGAUUGCCAAGUUCUCUGUCCCCUCCAUGACAGAAGCCUAUGCAGGGACUUACCGCUGUUAUUAUCUCAGCCCUGCCAGCUGGUCAGAGUACAGUGACCCCCUGGAGCUGGUGGUCACAGGAAGCUGUAGCAAACCAUCCCUUUCAGUCCUUUCAAGCCCUAUUCCAAGCCCCUUGAUGUCCCCAGGAGACAAUGUGACACUGUUGUGUCUGUCCAGAGGCUGGAGGGACACUUUCCUGCUGGCCAAGGAGGGGGCAGUCAACCCCCCACUUCGUGCCAAAAUGAAUAUUACAGAGGAGAUAAUCAAGGCCAAGUUCUCCUUCCACCCUGUGACCUCAGCACACAAUGGCACCUACAGCUGCUACAGCUCCAACAGCUUCAGCCCCUACAGGUUGUCACACCCUAGUGCCCCCCUGCAUCUCUGGGUUUCAGGACCCUCUGGAGAUAGCAAGACAAUAACCACGGCUAAUACGGCCACCAGAGACUACACAAUGGAGAAUCUCAUCAGGUUGGUCAUGGCUGGCUUCAUCCUGUUGGUCUUCGGGAUUCUGUUGUUGGAAGCUUGGCUCAGUCAGAGGAGACACUGA